This is a messenger RNA of Aegilops tauschii subsp. strangulata, 1676 nucleotides long. RefSeq lists its product as uncharacterized. Lineage: Eukaryota; Viridiplantae; Streptophyta; Magnoliopsida; Poales; Poaceae. The record is from RefSeq and is a predicted model, not a curated record.
GGGGAAAAACACGCACCUAGGGGACACUGGGACAGACGCACCGAGCCCCUGCGCGUCCCCGACCUCGGCGGCUCGGCUCCCGAUCUCGUUGGCUCGCUGCCUGUCUCGCCGGACGCCGUCGCUGUCUGCCUCCUCAUCGCUAGACGCCCAGGAGCCGCCCCACCCGCCCAGCGCUCGGCGCCACUGCGCUUCCCUGACGCCUCUGCAAGCCGGCGCCGGCCGUCCAGUCCGCUCUCCGCCGAUUCCGGCACUCGGCCGGCAGUAAGCCUUGAGCCCUGUUUGAGGACUUAAGGUGGCCCACUGGAUUAUUUGUUUCUAGCUCAGCCACUGCCUCAGAAUAGUUUAGGACCUGAGAAGUCCUUUACUCCAUUAGGCAAAACAAUGGAGUACUGUGCAGCCACCCCUGUUCGCCGCCCUGCCGACCCCUCUUCCCCAUCCCCAACCCCAUCUCCCUUAUCUCUGCGCCAGUGGCGCCCAGCGGCGCAGCGCAACCUGCGCAACCAGUGGUCGCGCCUGCUUGCCGCCAAGACCCAGUGGCUGGACGCCGCCGCCAGCGGCCGCUCCCAUGCUGCCACACUCGUCAACGCCUACCUCUCCCGCAGUUACAUGCCAGGGAUGGAUUUGGGGGUGCUCAAGGACAUGCCCAGGAUCCGCGACAGGGCGAGCGCCAAAUUGGCCCACAAGGAGGUGCAAUGCCGCGAGAUGCUUCUAUCAGCCUACAAGGAGAUGGUCUGUGCCAUGUCCGACUUGGUUAAAGCUUCUCUUGCCAUGCGGUGUUUCUCCAAAGUAUCUUCUGGUAGCCCACUAGUCCGAUUUACUGACCGCCAGGAUGAUUUGAAUGAUUUAGGGGAUGGUGGAGGAGCUCCAGUACACAGAUGGGUCUCCAUGUUAGAAUUUGAAAACCUCGCCAAAGAGCUUGUUGAGAUGUUUGUUUCAGAGCUACAAUUGAAGAGGCUGAUUGUCUUGGACCUCCUGUCAAUUAACUUAAAAGAAGGUGUAGAUCCUUCAUUAGAAUGGUCAGAUGAGUUAUAUGACGGGGAAUUCAACGAAUUUCAGAGUAUUGGCCUGGGGUCUGGAGACAGCUUCCCACUACCUGAGAAUUGGAAGGCUGAUGUCUUACAGGCACGGCGACCUGGACAUACUCCAUCCCAUGAGGUUUUACAGGUUUAUUUAACCUCCUGGCUUGCUAACGUGAACAUCAAGACGAAUAGAAUUGACGAAAUAUUUGAGCUUGUUGGGGAAGAGAUGCAAAUCAAAUUGCGUUGAAGAUUUUGAUGCAUAGAGUUCGAGCAAGAACUAUUCGGGAAUGACCCAUCUUCCCUUUCAGGGGUUCUUUUUCCUUAGCAGCCUAGGCCAAUUAGCUUGUGUGAUCUGCCCCAAGAAAGAGGGCUCGUCUAAUCUUUCUCAAAUCUAUUACUGAUAUUCUUGAGUUGUCUGCUGGUAGUAUUAAAGAUUUUCUAAGUUUUCGUCCAAAAAAAAGGAUCUUCUAAGUUGGUCAAGCAAAGAAAGGUUGACACCACAAGAAAACCAUCUUAUUUGCACAUGGGUCUGAGGACAUUUGAUUAGCCCAGCCAUGUGUAAUCAUUAAGCCUGUCGUCUCUGGCCAUCAUUUCUCGGAACGUUGGUCUAGAUGCUGUACAGUAUUCGAUCUUGGCUUAUUCCAUCUUACACUUAAA